Molecule: messenger RNA, 940 nt
Organism: Balaenoptera musculus (blue whale)
Lineage: Eukaryota; Metazoa; Chordata; Mammalia; Artiodactyla; Balaenopteridae
Exons: 3
Coding region: 137-940 (267 amino acids)
Source: RefSeq, a predicted model, not a curated record
CGCACGACCGCGGCCACGCGAGGGCAGGGCGCGCCGCGCGUGCGCGGGGCGUGGCUCUAGUUAUGCAGUUUUUCCGGCAUGUGAGCGUCUCUUCCCGGCCGCUCUCGCGGCCUGGCCGGCUCAGGCCUUCCUAGAAAUGAUGCGGUUGGCGCUCUCCUCCCUCAUGACCGUUGUGAAAUCAUUACGCCCCCGGAGUCCACGGCAGCCCAGCCAGCUCCAGGCUUACGUCCUCCUUUCAGCAGUCCCAGCAGGAACAAGCACCUCUCUCCCCUCCCCUGGCCAGGGUACAGCCAAAGCCCCGGUCUUGGCUGUUGUCCUGAACCAGUCACUGGAAGAAAGUGGGGAAGAGGUCAGCCCCACCUCAGCCACCUACAGCGAGAACGCAGAAGUUGUGGGUCCCCCAGGGAAAAUGAAAGAAGGGAGACUGAAUGCUGGGCAGGCUGAAACAACAGGUGUCCACUGUAUUUCUCAACACACGCAGCAAUCUCAUACCUCCCUGCCCUGGCCCCUGUUUUUCCACUGCCUAAAAUGCUCUUCCACGGUUAUCCUUCUGACAAAUGCCUAUGUAGCCUUUAAAAGCCAGAUCACACGUCACCUCCUUCUUGCCACCUUCUUUGUCCGUAAAAUUACUCCAUCCUUGGAACCAUUUCUGUGCCUCAUACCUAUUUCUAUUAUUAUCAGACUGAAUUGGAUUUUCUUUAGAACAAUUAAUUGCAAUUAUACAAAUUCCUUGCGGGUCACUUUAAAUUACAAGUUCGUCCGUACACGACAUCGGAGUAGCCACUUCCACCCGCCAAUGCAGGCGAAGGUCGACCCAACGCCUCCCUUUGUACUCGCCGAAACUACGCCACCUAAAUGCGAAAAGUUAGGACAGGAAGAGAGAUGGGAGCAUAGGGACGCACGUUCUAGACAAGUUGUCAGCGCGCAGGGGUUACAGUAA